CAGCGGAAGCCGAGUUUCACAGGAGGACAAACUUGUUGACUAAUGACCAAUCACUAAGUAGCAGAGAGGACAAAAGCUUUGGUGUUUGUGUCAUGUCCUGGGGAGUGGGGGUUGGGGUGGGAGAAGCAUCAGUAUCAAAUAUAAAAUCAGGAAAAUCAGCCUGGCCAGCCAUGCCCUCGCAGCCCCUCUGAGAAGCAGUGUCACGUGGCAGCAGACUGAAUCAAUGGUUAAGCCCGGGGAGAUUUGCCCUGCUGCAGGUUACUGGAAAGCAGCUUGUGGCAUCAUAGUCACAAAAUGCCUUAUUUUACAAGACUCAUUUUGUUGUUGUUUUGCCUGGUGGCUCUUGUGGAGAGCCGAAAGCUCAAGAAGAGGAGAUGGACAGGGCAGUUGGAAGUGCCCAAGCCAAGUCACCUAUAUAAGAAGAACCUCGACAUGACCAAAAUCCGGAAAGGAAAACCUCAGCCGCUCCUCAGACUGGAGGACCAUGAUUUCACCAUGAGGCCCGCCUUUGGAGGCCCUGCCAUUCCAGUGGGUGUGGAUGUGCAGGUGGAGAGCCUGGACAGCAUCUCGGAAGUGGACAUGGACUUCACCAUGACCCUAUACCUGCGGCAUUACUGGAAGGACGAUCGGCUGGCCUUCCCCAGCACCAGCAACAAGAGCAUGACCUUUGACGGCCGGCUGGUAAAGAAGAUCUGGGUCCCUGACGUCUUCUUUGUUCACUCCAAAAGGUCAUUCACCCACGACACCACCACUGACAACAUCAUGCUGCGGGUGUUCCCAGAUGGGCACGUGCUGUACAGCAUGAGGAUUACGGUCACUGCCAUGUGCAACAUGGACUUCAGCCACUUUCCCCUGGACUCCCAGACCUGUUCUUUGGAGCUAGAAAGCUAUGCAUAUACAGAUGAAGAUCUGAUGCUGUAUUGGAAGAAUGGGGACGAAUCCCUGAAAACAGAUGAGAAGAUCUCCCUGUCUCAGUUUCUGAUUCAGAAAUUUCACACCACUUCCAGACUGGCCUUCUACAGCAGCACUGGCUGGUACAACCGUCUGUAUAUUAACUUCACGUUGCGUCGCCACAUCUUCUUCUUCUUGCUCCAAACCUAUUUCCCUGCCACCCUGAUGGUCAUGCUGUCCUGGGUGUCCUUCUGGAUCGAUCGCAGAGCUGUGCCUGCCAGAGUUUCACUGGGUAUCACCACGGUGCUGACCAUGUCCACCAUCAUCACGGGCGUGAACGCCGCCAUGCCCCGCGUCUCCUACAUCAAGGCCGUGGACAUCUACCUCUGGGUCAGCUUUGUGUUUGUGUUCCUCUCGGUGCUGGAGUACGCGGCUGUCAACUACCUGACCACCGUGCAGGAGCGGAAGGAACGGAAGCUGCGGGAAAAGCUCCCGUGCAUGUGUGGAAUGCUUCACUCAAGAACCAUGAUGUUGGAUGGAAGCUACAGUGAGUCUGACACCAACAGCCUUGCCGGGUACCCCAGAAGCCAUAUUCUGACAGAAGAAGGACAAGACAAAACAGUGGCCCACUUGGCCCUGAGCAAUGAAUCUAACUCCUCCAGGAAGAAAGGGCUUCUGAAGGGCCAGAUGGGGCUUCGCAUCUUCCAGAACACCCACGCCAUUGACAAAUACUCCAGGCUGAUAUUCCCUGCCUCCUAUAUAUUUUUCAACCUGAUUUACUGGUCAGUGUUUUCCUAGGGGCUCCGAGGCUGUGCCUGGGAAAGGGCCUAGACAUCUAUGGGGUCUGGCGAGCGUCUGCACAUAGACCUGCUGACCGUGCUCCCCUCACCAAACAGAGCCUGGACCCCUAAGAGCAGUGCCCCUUCCUGGAGGAACCCAGGAGCCCUCCAGCUUCCCUUCCCCCAACCUCAUGGGUUUGCCCCUCAUUCAUUCUGUGCUGUGUCCCACUUCAUGCUUCUCUGGGGCUGUCUUCUUCUGUUCUUGUGUCUGAACAGGUUUGCAAGAUUCCAACCCCCCUCACCCCCCUGCUUAAAAAAAGAUUCAAAUACGUCCCAGAUGUUCUGAAACUCUUAAGAAACCUAGGAUUCAGUUGUGAAAGGGAAAGGAAAAUGAAGGGGCAUUCUGGAUAGAAGACAGGAAAUUGGGAUUUAAAAUAAGAAUAAGCAUCUGCAAACCCAUACAACUGGAUUAAGUGCCUAUCUAAGAAGGAAAAAAACUCAGAUCCCAGACAGGAAAUGAUUUGACCUGUGUGAGUCUGGCAACUUGCAUGAUUUUGCAAUAUUAGAGGACAUUAUUCACUCACGCAUCUAUUCCACCAUUUAUUAAAUAUUGAGUAUCUACCCUGUGCCAAGUGCUAUGGAAAUAAACAAAUAGAAGUCUGUUUUCUCAGAGAACUCCUCUAAGUCUGUGCCCAUUCUACAUGUGGCAGAAGUACUUCUGUUCUUUUCCUGCCCUCAACCCCCAUUCACCCCACAGGCCAGUUUAUUUGCUGAUUCUUUUACUCCUAGGUCUGUCUAGAAAAGCAUUUCCUGUCUCCUAUGAGGCCCUCAUGAAGUCAACCCAGUGCUUUUCUCCUGUAUUCUCCAUGCAGGACAAGCCUAGUGCUGGGGAAAGGGACAGGGACUGGAGAAUUAGUUAGCGACAGCAGAACUUGGUCUGGGGCAGAAGGAGGCAUGGCUCUGCUGUGGAAACUGGUUUCACAUGCUGUCCUAACUCCCUCUCUGGGCUUCUUCCCAGCAGACAGGUGUCCUCAACCAUUCCUGUGUCCAAGCCCUGGCCCCACCCCGGGGGACCUACUUAUGCCAACCAGAAGUGCCCUGCACCCUUGAGUGAUUUCUCUCUUACUUCCACAAGCUAGUGACUCUUUACUCUAAUGCAGCUAAGCUCAGAUUAGGAAAGCAAUCCGAUUUGUUGAAUCUGCAGUAAGUUGUGAGUGACCGUUUCCCUCAACCCUGUUUUAGGUGUUUGCUAGUUAACAUCAGAGACUCUCUGAUUGAUAGAAUUUCUGGAGGUACAGAGGACAUUAUUUUGAGAAGGGGCCUUUUCUUUACAUCACAGCGCUUUGAAUUAGAAGGCUGUUCUGGGGAAGUAAGGAGGAAAUGCCCACCUCAGAUUAUUUGCUUCCUGAGGAAGUUGUUCUGCCCAUUUCCCCACUGCCCCUGCUACCGUCCUGUUCAAGGUCUGGGUGUCUGGUUCUUUGGACAAGAGUAGGUAAAUGGUAACAGCAAAAGAGAGACCAUAACCCUGCCUUAAAUCAAGUAAUCGCUGGCCUGUGGAGUUUACUCCACAGCUCAUGGCUCCCAGGGAGCACACAUGGAUACCAGAGCCUCCAGAAGUUUCAAGUCAGGGGCCGCAGCUACCUGAUCCUUUUUCAGUUACUCCCUCCCUGUGACUGACUGCACAGUUGCUCUCUGCACCCCAGCUUCUCUGCUCCUUCCCCUUGGUCAGGCCCCCACCCAUUCCCUCUGUUCCCACAUUCAUUCCUUAUGUGACCAUCAUCCCAGACACUUCCUUCACUACUCAAUUGCCCAUGUUGAGGGCCAGACUUAUCGUCUCUGGUCACCAGCCCUGAUCUGCACUGUGGCCUCCAGCCUAUUGGUCCAGAGGCUAUGUGAUCAGGGCCAGGAUUCAAGGAGCUGAACUCUCAGUGGGACCAGCUCUGGGUAACAAUAUGACAUAGAUUACCUUGGGCAACUGCAAGUUCAAGAGGUCCCCAAGACCACUCUCAGGUUUAAUAGUUCACUAGAAGUUUGGGGAUUUGGAGAAAAAGAAACGUACAUGCCACAUGUACAUAUAUUGGGUUGUUGGAAAAGU
Molecule: messenger RNA, 3765 nt
Organism: Hipposideros armiger (great roundleaf bat)
Lineage: Eukaryota; Metazoa; Chordata; Mammalia; Chiroptera; Hipposideridae
Product: gamma-aminobutyric acid receptor subunit rho-2
Exons: 9
Coding region: 295-1689 (464 amino acids)
Biological process (GO): monoatomic ion transmembrane transport
Cellular component (GO): membrane
Molecular function (GO): GABA-A receptor activity; extracellular ligand-gated monoatomic ion channel activity
Source: RefSeq, a predicted model, not a curated record